Molecule: messenger RNA, 7586 nt
Organism: Bombus huntii
Lineage: Eukaryota; Metazoa; Arthropoda; Insecta; Hymenoptera; Apidae
Product: phosphoenolpyruvate carboxykinase [GTP]-like
Exons: 7
Coding region: 2929-5100 (723 amino acids)
Biological process (GO): cellular response to glucose stimulus; hepatocyte differentiation; gluconeogenesis
Cellular component (GO): cytosol
Molecular function (GO): manganese ion binding; GTP binding; phosphoenolpyruvate carboxykinase (GTP) activity
Source: RefSeq, a predicted model, not a curated record
CAUACAUUCAUCAUAUUCAUAGUAUACGUUAUGUUGACAAUAAACUUUCAUACUUAGCCGUAUAUUUAACAGUGAGUUUCGUAUUUGCGAGGAAUUUCGAUGAUUGGUAAUUAAAGAAAGAUAUAUUGGACCGAGGAUCAAAAAUUUGUAAUUAUGAUUAAUCUGAUACGCAAUUCAAAACUAAAUAUUGUUUUUGGAAUAGUUAUCGUAAUAUUUAAUAAGAAAAUGAUCUAAAUCUGUAGCGAUUGAGCCAGAGGAAAAUUGGAAUUUUUCCAGUUUUAAUCUUUAAAAUAGAAACAGCGACGAUUAACAUAUUCACCAAGGCAGCGAUUAGAUAGAAAUUAUUAGGUGAACGCUCUAUUGAUUUCAGAGUUAAUAGAAACUCGUAUCCUAAUCACUGUUCCUUUAACCAAUAGAAAAAUCAAUUAUCUUGCAGAUAAAGUGCCAAGGACAGUGACACGAAGAAAAAACGAUUUAACAUUCGUUCUAAGAUCGUUUCAAUUUCAUAUCAUUAAUUAUAUUGCCAACUUUAUUAAUAAUUUAUAUUAGCUACCAUUCAAAUUGGACUUUUAGACAGAUAUACAAUAGUAUUUGAUAACAUUAGAGAAUAUUCCGUUCUCUAUUGUGCAAUUGGAAGUUUCAGUAAAGAUUCCAGAGAAGUUUUUUGCUUCACGUUAUCAGAAUUGAUUCAUUUAGGACAGCAAUUCUGACAGUGUUCCACUGCUUAUACUUUGAACUACAUAUUAUCCCAUCGAUUAGAUACGAACAUCAUGAUCCACAUCGAUCCAACAUUCAUUUCUAAGCAAUUUAAUUGUUCCCCGGACGAGCUGGUACCGUUUGAAACUGGUGGAAUUCUAAUCGAUUAUUGUCGGGUCGAGCAAUCGUUGGAUUUUAUUGAUCUUUACGAAACAGAAAACAUAUCGAUCUAUCUAAAUAUUUUGGCGUGCCGUUCUUUAUAGGAAAUUUCUACAUUUUCCUAAUUUUUGAACAAUUUUAUGGACUUCAACUACAGUAAUAAAAUUACGCUAUCGUGUAUUCAGUUUGUCACACCUCAGUGCAAAUGUGUCGAAAUUCGAAAUCAUUUUGAGCACGCACAUUUCAAAGGCUUUCAAGUUAAGGCAAAUUUAAAAAUAUCCGUAAAACUUGCUCGUUCGUUAUUGUUAAACGCUAUUCUUGAAAAUCUUAAUUCUCACGACCCUUUAAUACUACAAUAUAGCAAGUGUUUUAUUUACAUACAGUUAAUUCCCUCAUGCGACUACAUAUAAUAAUCAGAGUUUUAAUCAUUCAAUUUGUCAAAUAUCAUUUCUCCAAAUCUCAAUUUACUCAAUAAUCCAAAAAUAUCAAACAAUCUUUAUCUCUUAUUUCCUUUCAACAUUCAUACAACAUGCAUUCGACGCAUGCAAUGGUAAAAAGUCGCUCGAUAAUCGGGGAUAACCCGAUCGAUCAUAAAUUGAGCUGUUCAUCGAUCUUCCUCGAGGUUUUGAUAACGAUUCUUAACAAUUCUUUUUCAUAUGUAAUUUUAACUUUUUAACAGCUUUAUAUAUAUAACCACUCUACAAUUCAGUGAAGUAUAAAUCAUUAAGAAUCGGAAAUUUCAUUACGACCUAGCAAUAAUAACUUGUACAAUUACAAUGAUACAUAUACGACACGCAACAUGGAGCCUGUAAGAUAUUAACAAAGGAAUCAUAAUCGCAAAAUCUAUGUACGAAUGAUACUUCUACCUCAAGAUACUCCUACGAAACGCUUACAACGUCACAACAAUCCUAAGCUCAACGAUAUACAUCAAUGCCCGCUACCAACAAAUACUUGAUAUUUACGAUCUUGAUGCUACGUCGUUUCCACUAGAUAUAAACAAAGUUUAUUAUUAACCGUUUCUUGUGACGAUAUUUAAGCCGUACAAAGGUACCCCGUUCAGAUAAUUAAAAGCGAAAGAGCACAUUGUUGAUCUUUCGCGAUGUCGCGUCGCGUCGCAUGCUGCGCUAGAUAGAGGAAAGGGAAAGUGUUGGCGCAAAAAUAGAAGAACGAGUGGCGGGUAACGGUUUCAAUAUAAAACGACACGGCCACUGCAACCGAUUUCGUUUUAAUGCAACGCGUGGGCCGAUCAAUCACGGUGCCGCGAUUACUUUUACUUCGAUCGACUCGCCCGGGUGCAGUGCAUUCCAAACCGUGUAAUAGUGCGUUAUGUUCUUCUUUAAAUAGUUCAUUCCUUCCUUUGUUUCUAAGUGUCAUCGACCAUUAUCGCUAGCUUCAUACAUCGACCGCUACGAAUUCACGGCUUGCUACUUGCUCAGUACCUACUACUACAUAAAAUCUCUUCGUAUGUUCACCUCAAAACGACUUCAAGGCUGUCACCAGAUUGUCACGAAAUAGGGAAUACAGAAGGCUCGAUCAAUCACGUUCGACGUCUUUGCUCCAUCAAUCGUGUCACCGUUUUCUCGAUCGAUAGACGUCGGGGGAUCCUGAAGAACAUCUUCUUUUCUUCUCGAAAUAAUAAUCAUCUUUUAAAUAAUCUUACGUUUCUUCAUAAUUGAGAUUCUUUUGAAGUUCUUCUAAAAUCUCCUCAGCGUUUAUCUUCAUUCUUAUAAGGAAGCCAAGUAUCGAGGACAAAUAUCGUUUAAAAGUAAUCUUACGUUUCUCGAGAAUCGGUAAGAAGCAGAUUCUUCUAAAAUUUCCACGGCGUUUUCCUUCAUUCUUAUAAAAAAGUCGAGUAUCAAAGAUCGUUUGAGAUCGAGUCUGGAUAGCGACAAUCGACAAGGCGAAGAACCGCGUCAGCAGCGGACUGACCCAAAGUCCGUCGCAGAUUCCGCCGGCGUUCCGCAUCGAUCCCCCACUUUGUUCACCGGAAGUAGAUACAGCCAAUCCACGGGGCAAAUCUCUAGGGUUCGCGCAAAAUCCUUGUCGAUCGUAUAAAAGCGAGCAACGCAGGACAUGUCGCCGAGAAUCGAUCCGAUACGCUGGUCGAAUCUUGCCAGCACCAGUUUCCUCACUUCAAGAAGCUUCUCCAUAGCUGCAGCUUCCGUCAGAGGAUCGUUGAUCGGCAGCCCGAAGAAUCUUCGAUAUUUUGGACCGAUCGAUAGUGUUAACGUCUCUGGAAACAAACAGAAGAUAGCAGGAUUCGCGAUUUUGAGCCAUCGAAUUAUUCCAAACGUUGCAGAGAUGCCGCACGCGAUCGACGUGUAUUAUCCGCGAGUGUCCACGUUGGUCACAAAUGUGGCGAAAAAUCCAUCCAUCAGCAACAGUUACGAUUGUAUAGGGAAGAUACCGUUGCUGAAUACACUGACAGAACCCCUUGCUCCAAAAGUUUGUUCAUACGUCGAGGAAUGUGCAUCCCUUUGCUGUCCUAAGGACAUUUACAUUUGCGAUGGAAGCGAUGCAGAGUACGAUCAUCUGUUGAAGCUUAUGGAAAAGAAUGGAACAAUAUCGGCUUUACCAAAAUAUGAAAACUGUUGGCUUGCUAGAACGAAUCCAGCGGACGUAGCGCGCGUCGAGAAAUGCACGUUCAUCAGCACCGACUGCAAACGCGAUACUAUUCCUACUCCACGUAACGGUGUUACCGGAGAACUGGGUAACUGGAUUUCUCCGGUUGACAUGGACAAAGCUAUUCUUGAACGUUUCCCAGGAUGCAUGAAAGGUCGAACAAUGUACGUCAUCCCCUUCAGCAUGGGUCCAAUGGGCUCACCUCUGUCAAAGAUUGGAAUAGAGAUCACAGAUUCCGCAUAUGUCGUCUGUUCCAUGAGGAUAAUGACCAGGAUGGGGAAAAAAGUCCUAGAAACCCUUGGCAAUGAAGAUUUCGUUAAAUGUCUGCACUCUGUCGGUGUACCAAAAAGAGACUCCAAGGUUGAAGUUAACUCUUCCUGGCCCUGUGAUCCUGAAAGGACCGUCAUCCUUCAUAAACCAGCCAAGAAUGAAAUAGUUUCUUACGGUAGCGGUUAUGGUGGCAAUUCUUUGCUUGGAAAAAAAUGUUUCGCUCUGAGAAUUGGUUCGACUAUUGCUAGGGAUGAAGGAUGGUUUGCAGAACAUAUGCUUAUACUGGCUAUCACAAAUCCAAAAGGUAGAAAGCGUUACAUUACUGCAGCGUUCCCCAGUGCUUGCGGCAAGACCAACCUAGCCAUGAUGCAGCCGACGUUACCAGGGUACAAAGUCGAGUGCGUGGGAGAUGAUAUCACCUGGAUGAAAUUCGACCGGGAAGGCAGACUCCGUGCUAUAAAUCCAGAAAAUGGAUUCUUCGGCGUGGCACCCGGAACCAAUAGCGCUACCAACCCUAAUGCUAUGAGAACUAUCUUCAAGAACACUAUCUUCACCAAUGUGGCCGCAACCAGCGACGGAGGAGUCUUCUGGGAAGGAUUGGAAAAAGAAAUCAGCGAUGACGUUGAAAUCACCGAUUGGCGAGGCAAAAAGUGGACCAGAGAAUCUAGGACCCCAGCAGCGCACCCCAAUUCCAGAUUCUGUACACCAGUCAAACAAUGUCCUAUUGUCGAUCCUGCUUGGGAAGAACCAACAGGUGUUCCCAUCGAUGCUAUUCUGUUUGGAGGACGAAGACCAGAAGGUAUUCCUCUUAUAUAUCAAGCUAGAAACUGGCAACAUGGUGUUUUCAUUGGAGCUUCGAUGAGGUCUGAAGCUACUGCUGCAGCGGAACAUACGGACAAAGCAAUCAUGCACGAUCCGUUUGCUAUGAGACCCUUCUUCGGCUACAAUUUCGGACAUUAUCUCAAUCACUGGCUGAAUAUGACCGAAGUGAAAAAUGUCAAGUUACCAGCUAUAUUCCACGUGAAUUGGUUCAGGAAGAAUGCGGAUGGCAAGUACCUUUGGCCAGGAUAUGGCGAGAACUCACGCGUUCUAGACUGGAUUCUUCGAAGGCUCGACGGCGAAGACGUUGCCGUAGAUUCUGCCAUAGGUUUAUUACCAAAAUUACAGUCGUUCAAUUUGGAAAACUUGAAGGAGAAUAUAGAUAUGAAGGAAUUGUUCAGUUUACCGAAAGAUUUCUGGCAAAAGGAAGUUGAGCACCUUAGGGAAUAUUUCGAUGCGCAAGUAGGCGACGAUUUACCUGCAGCCAUUCGUGAAGAGCUCGAUCGUCUCGCUUCUAACGUGGAUAAGCUUUAAUCCAAUCGUUUGAUCCUUAAAUAUCGUGGAAAAUUUGAGUAACAUCGAUAUACAUCUAAUUGUAUUUUUUUUCUUUUUUUUUAUCAAAAGUAAGGUAUUUACAACGAGGACUAGAGAGAUUCUCAAAUUAAGGAUCAUAUUAAAUUUCAAAUUGAAUCCGUACAGAGAUCGUAGUCUGUACAGAGAUUAAACAGAUAGUUGUUAGGUUUUUUUAUUAUAUUAAACCUAAACGUAGUAUUACGACGAUUUCUACUUGAACGUCGAACAUAAUUGUCAUAUUCAUUAAAACAUUUUUCUUUAUGUUUACUCUUUCAAACAAAUGCUCUUUUUUACACUUUACAGUAUCGUUUUUAUUAUAAGAAAAUACUUCUUAAAAGUAAGAACAGAUUUUUUGUAAGGGAUCGCGUGUGAGGAUAAUAGUGUGCAAACUAGCGAAAAAAGCAAUUUGUAACUUAAAGAAAGAUAUGUAUUUUUGGAUAUGUAUUUUCUAAUAAAAAAUUUUAAGAAGAUAAUAAGUUGUUUUACAGUUCUUUUUAAAGCUACUCAAUUCAAGCUAUUUAUCUGGAAGGCAAUAUUUGGAUGGAUUUUAUUUGAAAUAAAAGAAAAAAAAUUAUUUUAAUUGCAUUUAUUGUGAUCCAAUAUUUUAAUUAUUUAAAUACUAUCAGUGAAAGACUUCAUAAUUCAUAUAUGUAUAAGACAUUCAAAAUUAUACAUUCGGAUGUAUAUUACAAGAAUAUUGCAGCUGUUCACAUACAUAGAAUUAGAACUUUAAGAACAAUUUCAUACUGUAUAUUGAAUUUAAUAUAACUUACGCAAAAGAAAUGUAUCGAUAUUUCUUGUUGGAACUUAAAUAAACAAUUUAUUUCAAACGGUAUGCCAUAUACAUACUAUAUGUUUAAUAUGGAUAAAGAAUAAUGCAAUUUACAUGAAGAAAAACAUAAUCUAUAUAUUUUGUAUAGAAUAGAUUAUCUUUAAGAAAUUUUGUUUAAAUUUCUUGAUUAUUAUUUUAAUAACAUUAUACCCGUAUGUUAAGUAUCGAGAAAUAAGUUGGAGACCUAUAUGUCGAGGAUAUAAUAUAUACUAUACAUAUAUUUUAUGCUUUCAAAUAUAUUAUACAAUUUAAAAAAUAUAGCUAAUAGAAAAAAGUAUCACACGUGUUAAAUACGUAAAUUUUGUAAAAGAAGGAUUUAGAUAUUAUUCAAUGUUAUUUUUGCUUAAAAUAUUGCACUUUCUUAAAUGAUACGUAUACUGUUUCCUUAUUUACAAUUUUAAAUUUUCUAUGAAAGGAAAAAUAAAAACAACAAUUUCAAGCAUCUAAAAUAAGUAAUAUAAAUUUUGUUUAAUAUCACAUUUAGGAAAUUAGUAAAAUGUCUGAUAAAAAAAUAUUUCCUGUGAACUAAAUGAAGGUAUUUAUAAUUUUUAAAUAUAAAGGAAGUAUUAAAAAUUCGCCAAAGAAUAUUAAAGAUCACUUCACAAGUAUUUCUACUUCUCUUUAUCAUUUUGUUACGAAAUCUUUAAACUUACUUAUUUUCUUCUUAAUGAGACUGAUCACUAUUUAAAUACUUUUUUGAAUGAUAAUGAAUGACUCAACACAAUGUAUAUCUGUGAGUAAUUCUUUUGCAUGUCAAUAAUUAAUUUUUUAUUACUUCUAACUUACAUUAUUUUGUGCGAGAAAUUGGAUGUACAUACAUAUACUAUUUAUUUUAUUCAUUUUGUGCUAUUAUAAUUUUACACCUUCAUUUAGCUCUACAAUUUAAUAAUAUAAUUUUAACAAUAAAGAAUAUUCAUUUUAUUCCACAAUUUGCAUUAAUUAAUUUCUAAACCUUCAUUUAUAUUGGUCACUAAAAUGAUAAUGGAAAAGUUUCCUCGCAUACACAAGUAUUAUUUUCCACUUCCAUGCAAUUCUACUUUAAAAAAUACAACAGAAUAUGUCUAUGAACUUGCUUCAUCUGUAACCAAAAGCUUCUAACUUUAUAAACAAUUUUCUAUGUACAAGUUCUACACGUUUACAAUGUCAAUACAUUGAUCAUCUAAUCAACUUAAGUUCACAAAGAAUCACAUGAUAUAUAUAUAUAUAUGUAUAUCUUUUUUAUUAAUGAUCUAUUUUUUCCAACUUCUAAGAUCAACUAAUAUAUUCUGGCAUAUACUUCGAAGACUAGAUCAAUACAUUUUUCAUCAGUCCUUAACACUUUGCACCAAUUUUAUAAGAUUGCACAGAUAAUAGCUGUGUCCAUUUCCUAAUCUUAUUUCCUUUUCUUUCUUUAUAUAUUUUACAAUGUUUCUAUAACUACUGUACAAUUCUAUACUAUGGCUUCACAGUAAGUAAUAUUUGGUUAACAAAUAUAUUAACACUUUCGUGCCCCCAUUGAUUCAUUUCUCAUUCAACUCUGUUAUGCAUAUAUCUACCCCUUCUCUCUCUUACGAAAAUUGUAGAAAAGGUAUCCCCUGAAGUCUGAUAAAAUCAUGAAACAAAAAAAAAAGAAAAA